GGUAUGGAAGUAGAAACACCCUAAGCACCCUCAAGUGACUUUUUUUUUUUUUUUUCGAUUGAGGAUUAAUUAUACUUUAGGAAUGUGACUUUUAAAACGACUUGUUUGCUUCCUAGCCACCAAUUGGUAGUAUUUCAUGGUAUUUCAAAAGGGAGGGGUGCCUUUAAAGAAAAGCGAAAAAGACAUAGGGAAUGUGAUAUUGUAGCUAAUCCACAGACCUGGAUCUGUGUGAUAAGGAACAUCAUUGUUGAAUGUUCUAUGCAUGCUAGGAUGAUAGUGUCAGUUUGGGUGAGGAAUAAUAGUAAUAGUAAAAAGCACAAUAAAGAGCAUCAGGGGUGACAGCAGGGGAGCAAGGACUCAGGGUCUCAUGGCAACAUCAUAGUGCUGCAAUAACAUGCAACUCUGGCAGUGAGCAGGUUUAUUUACUUCUGAGCUGAAGCCUGGAAUAAGAGCAGACAGAUCUACAGAAGCUGAGGGGAGCCGAGUCGUAAGGACCAACAAGUGACAAAUGGAGGCAACCCAUGACACUGAGAUAAGACGAUGUAUUUGUCCAAAGCCAAAGCAGCGCCAGAAGAAGUGUGAAGGUGAUGGGGUGAGAUCUCUUUCAGAGACACCCAUGCUUCUUUGUUCCCAGCGGUUUCAAGAUCAAGGCCUGAGACGUAAAGCUGUUUCUCAGGAUAACAUAAAAGCAAGGAGCCAUUCUCGACCUAGUGCCAUGGAAAGCAGACCUAAUGAUCCAGAUCUUGAUCUACACCCACAGCCUAGUCGAUGUUUUUCGGCAGAAGAAGCAGUACGUGUCAUCAAGUCUGUCUUGGAUGAAGAGCUGAAGGAUUGUGUUUAUGAUGCCACAACAAGCCAACAUAGAGCAAUGCAGCUUGCAGAGUUAGUAAAGGCAGCAAUAAGAGAUCUUGGGUAUGAACGGUACAAACUUGUCUGCUUUGUUGCAAUAGGUCCAGUAUCACAAGGCACUAUAUAUUGCUGCAGCAGAAGUGUGUGGAGUCCAAAUUCAGAUACAUAUGCAGAAUAUCUGUUCAAGAAUAAUUCUCUCUUUGCACUAUGUGUUGUGUAUGCUGGAUACUAUGAAUGACACUGUCUACAGAACUAAAGUGUGGGAGUUGUAGCACAUGGAUUUUAUUAAAGGGAACAGGAGGGCUUCUACCAUUACUAUAGAACAGGGGUGCCCAACCAGUGGCCCGGGGCCACAUGUGGCCCGCGGAGCCCGCUGAAGUGGCCCGC
Rana temporaria (common frog) is the source of this 1236-nucleotide messenger RNA. Its product is annotated as dynein light chain Tctex-type 5-A-like. Gene Ontology annotation, biological process: microtubule-based movement. The coding region runs from base 509 to 1087 and encodes 192 amino acids. Gene Ontology annotation, cellular component: cytoplasm; cytoplasmic dynein complex. NCBI's taxonomy places the organism in Eukaryota, Metazoa, Chordata, Amphibia, Anura, Ranidae. Gene Ontology annotation, molecular function: dynein intermediate chain binding. The record is from RefSeq and is a predicted model, not a curated record. The transcript is spliced from 2 exons.